Racocetra persica is the source of this 1383-nucleotide messenger RNA. NCBI's taxonomy places the organism in Eukaryota, Fungi, Glomeromycota, Glomeromycetes, Diversisporales, Gigasporaceae. The record is from the annotation of a GenBank genome assembly.
AUGACUCAAACAGAAAGUAACCAAAUGGUGGAUUGGAACCGUUUACGAUUAACCGACUUGAGGGCCAUGUGCCAAAACUGUAAUAUCUCCACGGAAGGCACUAAAGCCGAGCUAAUAGCUCGCCUGGAGGACUUUUGGAAUAGACCUGAAAGGGACUCAGGUACAAAAAAGUUAGACAAAGGAAAAGCAGUGGACCCAAAAUCGAACGAUGAUUAUAGCGAAAGGCCCCUGCUUCCAGAAGAUUCUGAUGGACAAAAUUACACCUUUUUGUCAUAUAUGGAAAAUAGGCUGGAACAAAAAAUCGAUGAAAAGUUAGGAACGGUGGAGGUACAUGAACUAUUAAGACUAAGAGCAUUUGUCCUAAGGGUUGUGGAAGAAGAAGGCUGGAACGUGGUAGCAAAAAUCCCUAAACCAACGCCUAGUGAAGGUGAUGAAUUUAAGGAAUUGCUAGUCGAAGCCAGAAAACAGGUCAAACCAUAUGAAGGACGCCCCACGUCUUAUAGCAGGAGAUCUUGGAAAAGUAAAAGGACCGAAUUUUGGGCUCCCGUCCAAGGGUACCAAAACCCAAAUAUGAUUCAAAACCCAGGCCCAGCCUACCAAAACCCCUUCAACAAGCCGAUAACGAAGCAGAUUACCUGCUAUUUCUGUGGUGGCGCUAGUCACACGGCAUCCGUAUAUCCCUCGAAGGAACAAACUGAAGGAAAUAAUGAACAAUAUGGACAAAAGCAGGGAGGUGGUUGGGAAAAUCCACGAGCCAGAGGCCGUGAGUUAUUGGAUAAAGGAGAUAAACCCACCACCCGUAGUAACUUGCUGGUUAAAAAAUCUUGUACCCCUAUUCCCAAAAAACGUGUGGACCCUGGUCAAAAAAAAGGACCCGAAACCCUGCAAAUUAACUUGGAACAAAAGCUGUGGUUAAAGAAGGAGGUAUAUCGAUUAGAAACGCUAGGAGCUAUAGAAAAAGUAGCUGCAACAUCGCUCUGCCCGGGAAUUGUCACAGAUGGCAAAGAAGCUAGCAAGAGACUCGGUGUCCCCUUCUACAAAGCUAGGUCUGAUAGGUACUGGGGCCUCUACAAGAAAUUUUGUAAAAGGUUCGACCUAGACGUGAAGAACCCGCAUGAGGAGGAACAAUACCUAAAAAUUCGUCCAGAAAAGGAUGGGGAAUCACCAUUGUUUGUAUCAAGACAGGGCAAGAAGGUCUCCGUCUCGGCUGUGGGCUCGAUAGUAAAACGGUUCGCUGAACAUGUGGGCCUAAAUGGUAGGUUUACGGCUCAUUCGUUGAGAAUAGGAGGGGCCACGGCAGCAAUGGCCGCGGGCAUAAGUCUCACACAAAUCCGGGCAAUAGGGGGCUGGGAUUCCAAGGCUGUUAUGUUAUAUCUAAGGACG